Molecule: messenger RNA, 2046 nt
Organism: Colletotrichum truncatum
Lineage: Eukaryota; Fungi; Ascomycota; Sordariomycetes; Glomerellales; Glomerellaceae
Product: rad21 rec8 n terminal domain-containing protein
Biological process (GO): mitotic sister chromatid cohesion
Cellular component (GO): mitotic cohesin complex
Molecular function (GO): protein binding; chromatin binding
Source: RefSeq, a predicted model, not a curated record
AUGUUUUACAGUCACGAGAUACUCGCCAGCAAGCAGUACGGCGUCGCGACAAUUUGGCAUGUCGCGAACUUCGGGCCCAAAGGUGGCGUGCGAAGGCUCUCCCGGAAAGCCAUCGAUGAUGUCAACAUCCCAAGGGCUUGUGACAAGAUCAUGGAUCCGGGCCCGCCGAUAUCCUUACGUCUUCAAAGCAAUCUGCUGUACGGGGUGACUUGUGUUUAUUCCCGUCAGUGUCAUUACACCCUCAACGACAGCGAGAAAAUUCGAGAGACAAUGAAGACCAUGGUCGUUGUCUAUGGUGACAGUGGAAUCGACACAAAAGCCGGCAAGACCAGACGUGAACAGAUCACAUUGAGCGAUGACCCGCGUUUUAUUCUGUCCAACAAAAUCCCCGAAUUCAAACUUGACAGUGGAGAAUCGCUCUUCCCUAGCCAGCCAUUUCUAUCGUCUGGAGGCAAGAAGUCUCAAUCCCAGCUUAGUCCCUUCCCAAGCCCAUCGAUUCUCGACUUCGCGAGUCCCGCUCUACCGAUUCAUCUAGACCUUUCGCAAUCCUCCUCUCCAAACGCCGGCUUCCAGUUCCCGUCACCGCACAUUCAUGGAUCUGCAGCCAACACUUUCCUCCCAAAAACACGGGACGACCUCGAUAUGGACAUGCACAUGGAUCCCUUCGGUAUUUUAGAUGAUGAUGGUGGCCUCCAUAUGAGUGUCGGUCUGAAUGGAGAACUCAUAGAUGAUGAUCUGGAAUUACCAGUCCUUCCCGGAACAGAUUUGACAGAAGACAGCGUGCAGAUACAAGAUCAGCAGCAGUCACAAGAGCUUCCCCAGAACGAGCAAGACCAAAUCGCAUUUAACCAGGAUGACGAUGUUCCUAUGGUAGGAAAUGACGUUGCUGGACCCCAAGAAGAGGAAGCCUUGCAGUCUGUACGGUCACCUGAACAGGCCAGAAUUCCCAAGGCGGUUGCACCUGUUGCCAAGCGAGGCCGUCGUGUACUCAUGCUUGACCGUGGCAGAACCACAAUUGCCCGCAGUUCUCUCAAAUCUUGGGACCAGGAUUACCUGGAGAAUGCUGCAGCUGCCAGAAGCAAGCGGAAGAGAAGUACCCGUGCGCAAGCGAGAGCAUAUGCCUACCAGAUUGUCCUUGGACGUGGGAUCAACAAUGUCGGCGAUUUACGGGGUGUUACUGGAGUCACUUAUCCGCUUGCUCAAACCUAUGCAGGGAAUGGCCUUCGUGAUCGUAUCUGGGGACCUUCCUUAGAUCAAGGCCACAAUUCCAGCACUUCUUCACCUGGAGGUUCUAGAAGAAGACGUCAACGAAGCUCGGAAGAAGCCUUUGGCGAAGAGGAGCAGGAGCGCAAAGUUCGACCUAAACUCGAGGAGACACCACAGCAAGGCCGCUCCAUGGACGAUGUGCUUGACUUUGAUCUACUUCUCAACGAUGAAUCAAUGCCUGAGAUAGGUAUGGAGGCUGCACAACCCCUAGCUGACCACAUGUCAUCUUCUCUCAUGCCCUGGAACCACACCCCCUCGGUCGGCAGAGGUUCCUCAAUCGGCCCCAACUCACAGCAAGGCGGCCGUCAGCUAAGUAUGCGUGGAAGUAGCAUUCCGCCGUUCGAGCCGCUCCGAGACGUUCCCGAUGGUGAUAUAGCAGCCGACCUUAUUCAGUUUCCAGGCGCCGAGGGCCUUGGUGAACUAGUCCCCGCGGCCUUGCUCGAUAUUGGGCAGCAGCAGAAUCAGGAUGAAACGCACUGGUCCCGGUCGGCAAUGGAUACUGCAAGCCAAGAGUUUCUGCGCUGGACAGAAGAAGAGACCAAAACAACAGGCUACAUCAAGGAAGGAGACUCGAACGAGAACCGCAGGUGGGUCGCAUUCGAGAGCCUGGUCCCGCCUGGACAGCAGAAUCACGUUGUCGCAGCGCAGGCGUUCUACCACAUACUUUCCCUAGCAACAAAGAAUGUGAUCAAGGUCGAGCAAGACGUUGAGAGGCUGGAGCCUUUCGGAACAAUUCGGGUUGGAAUUGACAUGACGGCGCAACUGGACAACACGAAUUGA